Symbiodinium sp. CCMP2592 is the source of this 3519-nucleotide messenger RNA. NCBI's taxonomy places the organism in Eukaryota, Dinophyceae, Suessiales, Symbiodiniaceae. The record is from the annotation of a GenBank genome assembly.
AUGCGCGAAGCCCGACCGAAGACCAUAUCAGAGCAAUUUGCAAAGAUCGGCAGCAUCUGCAAUCGCACUCCAGAGAACCAAAGCUGCUUAGGUGGCGAGCGGUGGCAGCUCUUGCAGGGGACCAACUUCCUCCAUGCACAUGACAUUGGCCACAGAGACAUCUCGCUGGAGAAUGUCCUGGUCUCUUUUGACAGGGACCGGGACCAGUUCCAUCUUCGACUGAUGGAUUUCGGUGAGAACCCGCUCAGCCUGCAGGAGUGUGUUCCUGAGGCCUGGCGAACUGGACCCUGCCGGUACUUGUGCGCUGUCCUGCAACUGCUCAGGGAGGUUGUUUUCGUCGACAACCUCAAACGGGACGGGAGACCAGAUGGCUAUCGAAACGAGGUGCGGCUGCCACCGGAUGCGAUUCCUGGGCAGACCUGCCUCGCCGACACUUGGGGCUACGAGGCGCCACCGCUGGACGUGUUUGCCCUCGGCGUUUGCUUUUUCAUCCUUGCUUGGCAAGUGCCACCUUGGAGUCGAGCCCUGCCUCUAGACGCUACUUUCAUGUAUGUUCAGCAGCAUGGAAUUCCACCACUUCUGAACGCCUGGCAUAAGAGACACCUCUCGCCGGAGGCGAUGGAACUUGUGAAGGAUAUGGUUGCCGCCGACCCGCGCCAGAGGCCGUCAGUGCAGGAUUGUCUAGCAUCUGCGUGGUUAGUCCCACUGCGACAUGAUCCAGUGCCCACGCACCCUGCAGCGGCCACUGAGCACGGAGGUGCUGCUUCGUCAACUGUUCCUGCGGAUGAUAUGGUGACCGAAAUGGCUCGGAUGGACUUGGGCUGCGGACUCUUCGUGCUUGGAUCUCAGCUGAAGCGUUUCCUGUUGACUCUCCUGCAGAUUGCAUUGCUCUGGGAGUUUCGCAGUUUGGUCGACGAGCCGGGCGCCAAGCUGGAUGACAGCGACUUCCUGGACUUCGAGGUGGCCUUCUCCACGGCGAUGGAGGGCGAGACCUUGAAACUCAAGGUGACCUACGAAUUCUUGGCCAAUGUCCUGGAGCACGGAUCCAAGGAGCUCUUGGAGCAAGUCUGGGCUGGCCUCCCACUGCGCUUUGCACCUGUCUCCGCUUCGGAGCUUGAAGUGGUUCUGAACACGGCUGCCCUGGCGGAGAACCAGGACCUGGCGAGGCGCUGCGUGCAGCAGGUCGCCACCACCAGGAUCUGGCUGUUAGUCGGACCUUUGGUGGCGCCUUUGCGCUGGUUGCGCGAAGCUGUCGCGACUGGCGACAAGGCUGCCGCAGCUGCGCCGCAGAAUGCCCAGCAAGCACGCAAGGACGCCAUGGGACAGCCGCCGGCGCCGAUCGUCUUGCACGUGCGGCAACAAGAGACCUGCUGCAUUGUACCCAAGGAGGAUCGGAUUCUGGUGAUCUUGUCAAUCCACUUGGAGGACGAUGUCGAUGUGGCCUUAGGUAGAGCAUUUUGCCAGGAAUUUGCAGAGACCAACCGUAAAGGGGCCUCGGCUUUCCACGCGACUUGCUCCGGCUCGGAAAUGAAGCGGAUUGCAGUGCUCUCGGUGGCAUACCUGCUGGGUGCCGCGGCAAGCGAUGCUGCGCCGAAACAAUACCCAGUAACGAAGGUUGUCAACCUGCUCAAGGAUAUGCAGAAAAAGCUCGAGGAAGAAGCAGAAAAGGACGAAGAGGUUGACGAGAAGAUGAAGUGCUGGUGCAAGGAGACGGAGCAGUCGAAGGCAGAGAGCAUCACCAAGAUGCAGUCGGAGAUGGCCAACCUUGGCGGCCAAAUCGACACCUCCGCAGCAGACAGCCUCCGGCUCGUGUCGGAGCUGAAAGGUCACGAGGAGGACCUGGCCUCCAGCCAGACUUCGCUGGGUGCGGCCGAAGCUCAGCGAAAGAAGCAGCUGGCAAGCUACGAGGACGAAGUGAAGGAGAUGGAGGAGUCGCUCACUGGUGUGAGCGGUGCCUUGCACACUCUGAAGAACAAAGCUUCCUUCCUCUCAACCUCCGCAUCGGCUGCCAAGCAGGAUGCAUUGGAGCUAGUGAAGCAGCUCCAGCGGAAACAUUCGAACCUCUUGAUGGGUGUGGUGACGCCCCGGCAGAGGAAGCUAAUGCUCGCGAUGACCUCGAAGCGCCUCGACGUCGAUGCUUCGAUGGAGGGGAGCCCGGCGACAGGAGAGGUGGUUGGCGUGCUGUCGUCCAUGAAGGACACCUUCGAGCAGAAUCUGAACCGAACGCGGGCAGAGGAGGCAGAGAGCACGGAGACGUUCCAGGCUCUGCGCAAGGCGAAAGAGACUGAGAUCCACGCCACUGAGGAGGCCAUCGUGUCCAAAAAGUCUCAGAAAGCCGAAGCAGACAAGAAAAAGGCUUGGGCAGCCGAGACCCUGCAGGAUGCAAAGGCCAGCCUUCUCUCCGACCAGCAGUUCCUCCAGGACGCCAAGGAGAAGUGUGCGGCUCACGAGGCGGAGUACGCAGAGCGUGUGGCUGCACGCAACGAAGAGAUCACCGGCUGCUCGAAGGCCGUAGCCAUGCUCAGUGAUGACUCCGCACGAGACACAUUCAGCCGAACCUUCAAUGCUGGCGCCAUGUUUCUCCAAGUGGACGCCAGCAAAGAGCACCGGGUGGCUGCGAGCGAGACCCUGUCGGAGGCAGCCGCCACGUUGCACGACUCCAGGCUAGCGGCACUGGCGAGGAUGGUGCGCACCGACUCGCUGGAUGCGGUCAAGAAGGAAAUCGAUAAGCUGACGGCCCAGUUGAAGGAAGUGCAGAAGGACGAAGUGGAGAGCAAGGACUCCUGUGUCCAGCGCCUUCACGAGAACACUCUGGAUACUGAGCAGUCGACGGUAGCCAAGACUCAAAGCGGCAGCAAGCUGGCAGGCCUUCAGGACCUGGUAGCAACGAGCGAAACCUCGGCCAAGACGCUGUCGAUGGAGAUCGAAGACCUGAAGUCAGAGCUGAAGACGGCGAAGACCGACAUGGAGCUGAGGCAGAACGAGUCUCAUGCCAUGAUCGAGGACCAAGUCAGGACGCAGAGGCUACUGACUCGCGCAGCAGACGUGUUGCACGGCGUGUACGGCGCCAGCCUGCUGCAGGAGAAACCCGAAGGGUUCAAAGACUACCAGCGCCAAAGCGGCUCCGUGGGCAUCAUCUCCAUGCUCCACCAGAUCAUUGGGGAUGCCAAGAUCAUGGAGACAAAGGCGAGGGCAGACCUCAAUGCAUCCCUUGCUGACUAUCAGCGCUUCAAAGCGGAUGCAACGUCUGCAAUUGCCAAAAAGGAGCAGAGUUUGGUGGACCUCGCUGUGCAGAAGUCUGAAGCGAAGUCCGAUGCGCUUGAGAUGAAGAAGGAGGUCAAGAGGCUCAGUGAGGAGUUGGAUGACCUCUCGGCGACAAAGUCUGCACUCAAAGAGGAGUGUGACUUCCUCGUCACUAACUUCGAGUUGCGACAAGAUGCCCGCUCCCAGGAAAUUGAAGCUCUACACACGGCGAAAGCUGUGCUGAGUGGCAUGAAGACGGAUGGUGAAAUAGCAUAA